Molecule: messenger RNA, 1204 nt
Organism: Panicum virgatum (switchgrass)
Lineage: Eukaryota; Viridiplantae; Streptophyta; Magnoliopsida; Poales; Poaceae
Product: proline-rich receptor-like protein kinase PERK9
Exons: 1
Coding region: 1-993 (330 amino acids)
Source: RefSeq, a predicted model, not a curated record
AUGGGACUCGCCGAAACCGACUCGGGCCCGAUCUGCGAAUCCAUCUGCUUAAAUCGCACGCCUCCCACUCGCGCGCCAUCCCCACACCCGCCUCUGCUCUCUCGUCUUCCUCCCCCUCUUCUUCUCGAUCGGAUCCAUCAACCCCCAGCUCAGCGCUCUCGCCUUCGUCCCGCCGCCUCCGCUUCUCCUCCUCCUCACCUCGAUCUGGUCCGCCCCGCCGCGCUUCUCCGACCCCACGGCGAUGCCGCCGCGCUCUUCCUCGGCGUCCGGCACGCGGAGCUCCAGCGCAGGAGGCCGAAGCCCUUGGCGCCCAGGAGCUCGGCUGCCAAGAGGCCAUCCGCGACGCCGCUGCCGCGUGAGGGUGAUCGCUACACGGGCCGCCCGGAGCCACGCCCUCGUCCGCCAAGCGAGGAGGGUCCGUCGCCCACCGCUUCAAGGUCCCCGCCAGGCUCCGCCGGCAGCCACGCGGCGCCGCGACCGCCGCGGCCAAGGCCUCACCCUUCGCCGCGCCCCGGUGCCACCUCUCCCUGCACGCCGCAGCCGUCCCGCUCCGCCCCAUCCUCGGUCGAUUCCGCGUGCCCGACCACCCUGAGCACCGACGAGAAUCUCAGGCCCGGGACGGCGGUUGUUGUCCGCACGAGGACCACGACGCUCAAGACCGGGGAGGUUCUGGUGUUCUGGCUCAGAGCGACAAUCGUGUCGCCCUCGCCCACCCGCGGAGGCUACGAGGUCGUCUACGGCUGCAACUGGCCGCCUGGUGACCCCUACGGCACCGUCCACGUCCCGCGCCGACAUGUCAGGAUGAUCAAGCUCUCGUCGUCGCCGACUACUCCGCCGCUGUCCAGGUCGUCCGCCUCCCUCACCACCGCCACCGCGGCCGCCGCGCGGAACAAGGAGACGCGGCCCUUGCCGAGGCCGACCACGGCGGGGAAGAGCCUGCGCCUCAUCCGCAGCCUCUUGCCGGAGAUGGAGCGCCAUGCCCGGGCUGCCUAGGUGCCUAGCCGGGAUACUAGCUGGCUGCUGCUCGGUUCCACUUGAUGCAUUAUUGCUUGUUCGAUCAUGAGUAGUCUCUGUUUUUGUUUGAUUAGCUCAUGGAUGUGUGCCUCAAGUCUGAAGCGACCAUGUGUUAUCUACGAAACAAAACUGCCAGCAUUGUUGGUGUAAAUCCUUUCAACUUCUGAUGAUCUAUUUCGACUUCUGAUGA